Messenger RNA from Exserohilum turcica Et28A, 543 nucleotides. RefSeq lists its product as uncharacterized. The record is from RefSeq and is a predicted model, not a curated record. NCBI's taxonomy places the organism in Eukaryota, Fungi, Ascomycota, Dothideomycetes, Pleosporales, Pleosporaceae. The coding region runs from base 188 to 454 and encodes 88 amino acids. The transcript has a single exon.
GUUGGCUCGACAGCUGCCAGCGCCCUGGAGCAUGUAAUCUGGGGCGGGAUGCAAAGGAUCAGACAGCGCACCCGACCGGUGGCGACAUGUGGCUAAACGACAUGGAGCAGCGAAUGGCGGAUGGCGACGCGGCGGGCAAUGGGUUGGCGGCGUGUCCUGGGGUGGGUUGUCUUUUUUUUUCGUAGUCAUGGUCAAGGGCAUGGAAGGUCGUCGACGAGCAUGCGGGACUAGCAAAGCCCACCAAGCCCCGCCCAGCUGUCGGCCGCGCCCCUCGCCGGGCGCCGGUGCGUCAUGCUGCCAGCCACGCCGGUGCGCGCGGCCAUUGGCUGCCCACGCGAACCCAACGUCUGCCAUGCCAUGUUCGCAUUCGUCUUACCUGGCACCACCUCUGAACGCCCAUCCCGACGCCCUCCAGCUGCUGGUCGACUGCUCUCCGACGCUCCCAGUGUGGUGACAAGUGGCGGUGAGGCAUCACCCUUGGCCCGCACACCCGCACACCACCCCUCACUGCCCUCGUCGGCGACUACUUUCCACACGCAUGCC